AUGGAACAAACAAAUUAUUCAAGAGUAUAUGAAUUUAUGUUGUUGGGGUUUUCUGGGUCCUCAGAGCUCCAACCUUUCUACUUUUUGUUUUUUACCAUGUUUUAUAUGGCUAUUUUACUGGGUAAUUUCCUCAUUGUUCUCACAGUGAUCUCUGAACCUGCCCUGCACACUCCCAUGUACUUCCUGCUCAGCAACCUCUCCUUCAUUGAUGUGUGCCUAUCCUCUUUUGCCACACCCAAGAUGAUUGCAGACCUCCUUUUGGAACGCAAAAGCAUCUCCUUCAAUGGCUGCAUGACCCAGAUAUUCUUCCUCCAUGUCUUUGCUGGUGGGGAGAUGGUGCUACUUGUAGCCAUGGCAUAUGACAGAUACGUGGCUAUUUGCAAACCUCUGCACUAUGCAACCAUUAUGAGUUUGCAGAAGUGUACAGGCUUAGUUGUAGCUUCAUGGGUCAUUGGAAUCCUACACUCUUUGAGUCAGCUGGCCUUCACUGUGAACCUACCCUUCUGCGGUCCCAAUGAAGUAGACAGCUUUUUCUGUGACCUUCCCUUGGUAAUCAAACUUGCUUGUGUGGACACAUAUAUUCUAGAGAUAAUGAUGCUUUCUGACAGUGGCCUUAUGGCCAUGACUUCCUUCAUACUGCUGCUGAUUUCCUAUACUGUCAUCUUGGUCACUGUGCAGCAACACUCAUCAGCUGGCACAGCUAAGGCACGUGCCACCUUAACAGCUCAUAUUACUGUUGUAGCACUGUUCUUUGGACCCUGUAUCUUUAUCUAUGCCUGGCCAUUCAAAAAUUUUCCAGUGGAUAAAGUCCUCUCUGUAUUUUACACAGUCUUCACCCCGCUCUUAAACCCCAUCAUCUAUACCUUGAGAAACAAAGAGAUGAAAUCAGCCAUGCAGAAACUGAAAGGCCAACUCAUGAAUUCCAGACAGCUUUCACAGUUGUCCUUGACAAUGAGGGCCCCUCAUAAUUAG
Molecule: messenger RNA, 972 nt
Organism: Vombatus ursinus (common wombat)
Lineage: Eukaryota; Metazoa; Chordata; Mammalia; Diprotodontia; Vombatidae
Product: olfactory receptor 4K15-like
Exons: 1
Coding region: 1-972 (323 amino acids)
Biological process (GO): G protein-coupled receptor signaling pathway
Cellular component (GO): membrane
Molecular function (GO): G protein-coupled receptor activity; olfactory receptor activity
Source: RefSeq, a predicted model, not a curated record